AUGGGGUUCGGCGACUUCGAUUCGAUAUGCGAAAAGGUGCCGCUGCCUUUGUGCUCCCUCGUGGGCCCGCCGUCGUCCAUUUCCGGGUCCACCGGGAUCAUCUCGAACUGCUAUGCGCGGAACAUUGAGGUCGCCAAUACUAUCAUCUUCGAAGGUGCCGCCUCGUUCAUGCACAUCAUUGCACUGGCUAUGACCGUAAUUAUGAUCCUACAUAUCAGAUCGAAGUUCACUGCUGUCGGCCGCAAGGAGAUCAUCACCUUCUUCUACAUCUUCCUAGCUCUCACUAUCUGCUCACUCAUUAUCGACGCAGGCGUUGUUCCUCCGCGAUCUGGCCCAUUUCCCUACUUCGUGGCAGUUCAAAGCGGUUUGAUAUCAGCUCUGUGCACCUGUUUGCUGGUCAACGGCUUCGUGGGCUUUCAGCUGUACGAGGAUGGCACGGCUCUUUCGGUUUGGCUGAUUCGAAUCACCUCGGCGAUCAUGUUUGCUAUGACAUUCGUGAUCUCCCUGCUGACUUUCAAGUCAUGGGGUGGACUGGGGCCGGAGAACACGGUCGGACUGUUUGUGGUGCUCUAUCUUCUCAAUGCUAUCUCGGUCGCUGUCUAUGUCGUCAUGCAACUCCUGCUGGUUGUGAAUACUCUGGAUGAGCGCUGGCCCCUAGGUCACAUCUGCUUUGGCGUGUUGGUCUUCAUCAUCGGUCAGGUGCUUCUCUAUGCCUUUAGUGAUACCAUCUGCAACAACGUGCAGCACUAUCUGGAUGGUGUCUUCUUCGCUACCUUCUGCAACCUGCUCGCGGUGAUGAUGGUCUACAAGUUCUGGGAUUCGAUCACCAAGGAGGAUUUGGAAUUCUCCGUCGGGGUGAAGCCCAACACCUGGGAAGUCAAAGAGCUUCUUCCGGAAGAGGAUCGCCGACAGACCGUUUACCACGACAACAACUCGGAAUAUGCGGGCAGCAUGUAUCACCAACGGCAAUCAACUUACGGCCAACACAAUUACUAG
This is a messenger RNA of Penicillium argentinense, 996 nucleotides long. Its product is annotated as chitin synthase export chaperone. Gene Ontology annotation, cellular component: endoplasmic reticulum membrane. NCBI's taxonomy places the organism in Eukaryota, Fungi, Ascomycota, Eurotiomycetes, Eurotiales, Aspergillaceae. Gene Ontology annotation, biological process: protein folding. The transcript has 3 exons. The coding region runs from base 1 to 996 and encodes 331 amino acids. The record is from RefSeq and is a predicted model, not a curated record.